AUGGGCCUCAGCUUGACAAAGGAGGACUUUCAGAAGUGCGCUGCCAAUCCGGUCCCCAUACUCCUGGGCUUUAUCUGCCAGUACUCCAUCCUGCCGCUCCUGGCCGUCCUCAUUUCUCGCGUGAUGAACCUUCCCGCCGCGUUUGCGACCGGCCUCAUUCUGCUGGGCUGCUGCCCCGGCGGCCAGGCCAGCAAUGUGGCCACAUAUGUGGCGAAUGGCGAUGUGGCGCUGUCGGUGCUCAUGACGGCGGCCUCCACCGUGGCGGCCUCAGUCAUGACCCCCACCCUGACCUCGCUGCUGGCUGGCGCCUACAUUCCAGUGGACGCCCUGGCCCUGUUCAAGUCGACAGUGCAGCUGGUGCUGCUGCCCACGGUGCUGGGCCUGCUGGCCAACGAGUUCUUCAAGAAGCAGGUGGACGUCGUGCGGCCGCUGAUGCCGCUCCUCGCGCUGGCGCUCACUGUGAUCCUAUGUGCGGUGCCGGUGGCCCAGGUGGCUGAUGUGCUGCGCGCCAGUGGCCUGGCCGCCUGCACCCCCGUCAUCCUGCUCCACUCGUUUGGCUACCUGCUGGGAUAUUUGCUGCCCAGGCUGCUAGGCUUCAACGAGAAGACGUCCCGCACCGUCUCCCUGGAAACUGGGCUCCAGUCAGCGGCGCUGGGCUACACCCUCAGCACCAAACACUUUGCAGACGUGCUGGUGGCUGUGCCGUCCAGCGUGAGCAUCGUGUUCAUGGUGUGGCUGGGCGCUGCGCUGGCGGUGGUUUGGCGCCUCAUUCCGCUCAAGGAUUGA
Messenger RNA from Chlorella variabilis, 786 nucleotides. RefSeq lists its product as hypothetical. The record is from RefSeq and is a predicted model, not a curated record. Bases 1 to 786 code for a protein of 261 amino acids. The transcript is spliced from 6 exons. Lineage: Eukaryota; Viridiplantae; Chlorophyta; Trebouxiophyceae; Chlorellales; Chlorellaceae. Gene Ontology annotation, cellular component: membrane.